Megalopta genalis is the source of this 516-nucleotide messenger RNA. The record is from RefSeq and is a predicted model, not a curated record. NCBI's taxonomy places the organism in Eukaryota, Metazoa, Arthropoda, Insecta, Hymenoptera, Halictidae.
AUGGAUCUGAAGGAGGAAGACGAUGGUGGCAACGACAGUGGUAGACAAUUAUUUUUGGUGGGUGCACCCCGUGAUCCGUUGGUAUCCGCUGGUGCGAUCGUCGCCUCCGCUGGUGUGCCAGACGAGAUCAACCCUGGAGGAGAUCUACAGUCGACGGCUCUGGCUGGUCUGAUAGGCGCGCAAUCUUCCUCGGUUUGCUUUCCAACAAAAUUCUACCGUUUUUUAUUGACCUUUUUAUUUGUUUACCUGAAUGACCCCCAAAACGGAGUACCUUAUUGCAACAAUCCGUUCAAUAGAGGUUUCACGAUCUCUAUAAAACAAACGAGAGAAGUUGGAUAUACCUUCGCCGUUCACAGGUGUAAGGAAAAAAAGGAGGAAAAGAGAAAAGAAAUAGCGGGAGUUGCGGAGCCACUGUGGUACCCACACGAACUUCUCAACCUGGUAGUGAUUCAAUUACCAUUAGACUAUCCUUCAUCGGUCCGUCAUACCGGACAGCUUAUUCCGAUGUUUAAUUAG